AUGCCUCUGUAUGUUAGUGCAAUUUCGAUUGCGAAGUGAAGGACGUAAAACGAAUGGAGGUGGCUAAUGAACUACAGAUAAUAUGUCAAGCAUUUCGGAAGACACCAGUAAAGUGCAGAAUACUUCCAAUAAAGGAAAGAAAAUAUUGUCCGUGAAUUUUGUGUGUAUUUUCUAUUGAACUUGUGAAUUUUAUGAUCUAACUUAACAUUUUUAUUUAUUUACAUUUUAUACAACAUACAUUAUUUUUAUUUUAUUUUUUUUAAAAAUGCCUGUGAUAUUAUUAGACAGAAUUCUCCUGCCUAGUUUGCGGGUUUAUACGGCUAUAAGUGUUUUGUUGCUGUCAAUAUCUGUGUAUUAUGCAGUGCAAGUUACAAGUGAUCCAAAUUGGAAAACAAAUUCAACAUCUGCUUCUAGUCAGGGGUUGGGUGCCGGGUCGAGCACAUUGCAUGAUAGGGAAUUAAAUCAGACGGAUUCAAAUCAUGCGCGCAAUGAUACUCGCACCCUUAUCAAUCAAAUUACAGAAACUAUUACUUUCAUGAUACAGGAACCCCUAUGCAUUUGGACUCUUAUCAACAUGGCAUACUGUUGGCUAAUAUUAAUUGGACGUUGUGUACAACGACUUGUAUUUGGUGAACUUCGAGUCUCUGAACAGCAACAUGUUAAAGACAAAUUUUGGAAUUUUGUAUUUUACAAAUUUAUAUUUGUCUUUGGUGUAAUCAAUGUUCAGUACAUGGAUGAAGUAGUCCUGUGGUGUUCUUGGUUCUCAUUGUUGGGUUUCUUAAAUCUAUUAGCACAAUUGUGUAAAGACCGCUUUGAAUAUCUCUCUUUCUCACCAACAACACCAGGAUGGAGUCAUUUCCGUCUAUUAGUGUUACUUGUAGCCAUAUUAAUGAUUUCUGGAUUCAUGUUCUUGGUUUGUGUAGCAGUUGGGUUCUUUGGUGGUUUUAAUACAUUUGCAUUCAUGGCAGCAGAGUGUGUAUUGUUGGCAAUACGAACAUUACAUGUUAUAUUACGAUAUGCAUUACAUUUAUAUGAUAUGCGACAAUCAAAUGGUGGAGCACCAUCCGGUGAUAGUCGUGCAUGGGAGAAACGUGGUCCUGUCGCAUAUUACACAGAAUUAAUAUUCGAAUUAGCUGCACUUAUUGUUGAUUUUGUACAUCAUUUACAUAUGUUAUUAUGGAGUAAUAUAUUCUUGUCAAUGGCAUCACUUGUCAUUUGUAUGCAACUUCGAUACUUGUUCCAUGAAAUUCAACGACGUAUUAAAAAGCAUAGAAAUUAUUUAUGGGUACUCAAUCAUAUGCAACAAAAUUAUCCAAUGGCAUCGUCUGAAGAAUUGGCUGAAAAUUCAGAUAACUGUGCAAUAUGCUGGGAAAAGAUGGAAUCUGCUCGAAAAUUACCUUGCACACAUUUAUUCCACAACGCCUGCUUACAAUCAUGGUUGGAACAAGACACAUCAUGCCCAACUUGCCGUUUAACACUAAGUAUGGGUGCACCAGGUACAAUUGAUGCAGGACUCGAUAACAACGAUCCUGUUGUUGAUAAUCAACCAACAACUAGACGUGCACCAAAUCAUUUCUUUCAUUUCGAUGGUUCAAGAUAUGUGUCAUGGCUUCCUAGUUUCUCUGUUGAAGUGACACAUUCAAAUUCACUUCGUGGAGUUGAUCAACCGCCACCGGCUCAAACUUCACAAUUAGAUGCAAUGGCAAGACAAGUUCAGCAAUUAUUUCCACAUAUGCCAACUUCUACAGUUAUAGAAGAUUUGCGUGUAACAAGAUCUGUGGAAUUAACUAUUGAAAAUAUAUUGGAUGGCAGAUUAAUUGCACCAGCUAUAUUUAGAGAACCUGAAAUUAUUGCACCAAAUAUCAGUACAACAUUAACCAAUACCCAAAAGAGAUUAAACACAACUUUAACUCAAUGGGAUAAUAUGCCAGACAUACCAAUGGACAGUGUCGAAGAAAAUACAAUAUUGGGUGGACGAUUUUCAAAAUCAUCAAGUGAACGGGAACGUAUUUUACAUCGUCGAAAAGAACAAUUAAUAAUGGCAGCACGCAAGAAGUAUUUAGAGCGCAACAAGCAUAAACAUGAUGAUAAUAGUAGUAGUCAAGUAUUAUCUGAAAGUUGAAAUGAUUUGUAAAAUGUAUUUAAUAAUUUUUAAUUAGAGAUCUCGAUAACGAAUUAAUAAAAAAUUCGAUUUUAUAUGUCAAUGGCGUUAAAAAACAAGUAUUAUUAAUUCAAAAAAC
This is a messenger RNA of Chrysoperla carnea, 2240 nucleotides long. RefSeq names its product E3 ubiquitin-protein ligase AMFR-like. Bases 266 to 2122 code for a protein of 618 amino acids. The transcript is spliced from 9 exons. NCBI's taxonomy places the organism in Eukaryota, Metazoa, Arthropoda, Insecta, Neuroptera, Chrysopidae. Gene Ontology annotation, biological process: ubiquitin-dependent protein catabolic process; protein K48-linked ubiquitination; endoplasmic reticulum unfolded protein response. Gene Ontology annotation, molecular function: ubiquitin protein ligase activity; ubiquitin binding. Gene Ontology annotation, cellular component: ubiquitin ligase complex; endoplasmic reticulum; cytosol. The record is from RefSeq and is a predicted model, not a curated record.